AUGUGUGUAUAUUUACGUGCAUAAAUAUUUAUAUAUACAUAUUUAUAGAUACAUAUUUUAAAAUUAUAUAUUCAUAAACGAGCGGCUUUUGGUGUUUUGUGUACAGGUACAUUUCUUAAUGCGAUUUUGUUAUAAAUUUGAUACUUUUGAUGGAUAGUCGUUGCUUAGAACGAGAGUAAAUAAUUUUUUUUUCUUUCAAUUGAAAUCAACGGGAAUUGAACAUAUAAAGUGGUCGCCAAACAAUUAUUGGUAUCGAUUUUUGUGUCACUGCCACCUGCCUGGUCGACCGAGACCUUGCCGCAGUCAUCUAAUAGAAACUUGGUUCGAGAUGUUAUAUACAGUAAUUGGUGUACGUCAAUCGCGGUAGCAUCAUGACAAGCUCAACGACGUCGACCAUGGAAGGGCACGAUCUAUAUUUUCUGAACCAGAAGACUAAAACAACCCCCAUUGAAAAUGAUUAUAAGAUAUCCAACAAUGUACUUGGACUGGGUAUCAAUGGCAAGGUGGUACAGUGUUUUUCCAUUGUGACCGGUGAAAAAUUUGCACUUAAGGUUCUUGUAGAUUGUCAUAAAGCCAGAAGAGAAAUUGAUCUACACUGGAGAGCUAGCGGUUGUAUAAAUAUAGUUAAUAUAAUCGAUGUGUACGAAAACGUGUACAUGGAAAAAAAAUGUUUGCUGGUAAUCAUGGAAUGUAUGGAAGGUGGUGAAUUAUUUCAACGUAUACAAGAACAUAAUGAGGGAGCGUUUACGGAAAGAGAAGCAGCACAUAUAAUGACAGCUAUUUGUUCAGCUGUCAAGUAUCUCCAUGAUCUUAAUAUUGCUCAUCGAGACUUGAAACCGGAAAAUCUUUUGUAUUCUAAACCUGGGCCCAAUGGUAUUUUAAAAUUAACUGAUUUUGGGUUUGCCAAGGAAGUAUCACAAAAAGCUCCAUUGAAAACACCAUGCUAUACACCAUAUUAUGUUGCUCCAGAAGUUUUGGGUCCUGAAAAAUAUGAUAAAAGUUGUGAUAUAUGGUCAUUAGGUGUUAUUAUGUAUAUUUUAUUAUGUGGAUUUCCUCCCUUUUUUAGUAAUCAUGGCCAAGCUAUUUCACCAGGUAUGAAAAAUCGAAUUAAAACUGGACAAUUUGAUUUUCCUAAUCCUGAGUGGAGUAAUGUAUCUAGUGAUGCUAAAACAUUAAUAUCCAGUAUGUUAUCUGUUGAUCCAUCUACUCGUCUAUCUAUUAAAGAAGUAGUUAAACACAAAUGGAUUGCAAGUUAUACUGAAGUUCCGCAAACACCAUUAUAUACUGGUAAAAUGUUAAAAGAAUCUGAAGAUGUAUGGCCUGAAGUACAAGAGGAAAUGACAAGAUCAUUAGCUACCAUGCGAGUAGACUAUGAUCAAAUUAAUAUAAAAGCUUUAAAUACUUCUAACAAUCCAUUAUUAAAUAAACGAAGAAAAAAAGGUUCGAAUAGUACAUCCAGUUUUUAACAUUCUUUUAUCCGUUGCAAUUUAAAAAGUUAGGUAAAUUAUUUUGGUCUAGAACUUCUGGCGCUGCCAAAUUGGCAGUGGAUCGGUUUGGUACUGACCUUUUUGACGCUGCUGUAUUGGCGUUGUAUUGGUUGGUGCUGACUUUUUUGGUGCCACAAUUUUAAAAAUUUGUGCAUUUGUUAAAUAUAUAUAGGACAUACCAAUGUACUAAACAGUGUAACAAGUUGAAUUGUAAAAAGGCAUUAAAAGUAAAAUAUCCUAAUAACAAUAA
Molecule: messenger RNA, 1737 nt
Organism: Sipha flava (yellow sugarcane aphid)
Lineage: Eukaryota; Metazoa; Arthropoda; Insecta; Hemiptera; Aphididae
Gene: MAPk-Ak2
Product: MAP kinase-activated protein kinase 2
Exons: 8
Coding region: 372-1466 (364 amino acids)
Biological process (GO): peptidyl-serine phosphorylation; protein autophosphorylation; intracellular signal transduction
Cellular component (GO): nucleus; cytoplasm
Molecular function (GO): ATP binding; mitogen-activated protein kinase binding; calcium/calmodulin-dependent protein kinase activity
Source: RefSeq, a predicted model, not a curated record